Molecule: messenger RNA, 2536 nt
Organism: Klebsormidium nitens
Lineage: Eukaryota; Viridiplantae; Streptophyta; Klebsormidiophyceae; Klebsormidiales; Klebsormidiaceae
Source: the annotation of a GenBank genome assembly
GCCCGCAAGAUCUGCGAAUCUGCUUGCAAGUCGUGACGCCAUGAAUUUGGAAGGUCGGCAGUCUUUGACUCUGUCCAGCCGGCUGACAGCACACGUACACCACGCGAAGGUGCCUUGUCACAGGGCUUGUGACAAUGCAAAUGGCGCAGCGAGGAAGCAAGCAGGAUUGGGGCCUGGGCCGCAUUCGCAUUUGUAGGAUACGUACUGGCAGUGGUUGCUUUAGAACCGUUGAACCGUUGCUCGAGACUGCCCUGAUUGUGAAUCGGAGUUGACUUCCAUUCUGUGAAGGUACGUGGUCCACUCCAAGUUGGGAGAGAGGUGGAGCAAUAAGGUUUUUGCUAUCGUGGGACCCCUUGUGAGAGAGGGCUGGAGGUGCAUUUAGUUUUGAUAGCAUGGCUGGAUGUAUUUAAACAGGGUUUGUUUCAGCCUUUUCAGGCUUUCAGAAGUGGUGUUGGGCAGCUCGUCAGCUCAGACAUUGUAAACCCUUGCAAUGGGGAAGGGUGCAGACGGGGUGGGCCUCUUGGCACCUCUGAUCUGGCAGGAGGACAAGAUCCAGCCAAUCGUGGGAGCAAUCCCCCAUGAAGCUGGAUUGGUGCCAACUAGGAGAGGGGAGAGAAAACCAGUGGUGGCAAAGCGGGAUGUCAUCUCGGUGGAGGAGCUGGAAAGGCACUGCACCGCAUCGGACUGCUGGAUUGCAAUCGAGGGGCAGGUUUAUGAGGCCACCGAAUGGUUGAAGCUCCACCCAGGAGGAGACAUCUGCAUUUUGAACAUGGCUGGCCAGGACGCCACCGAUGCCUUCAGGGCGUUCCACAAGCCUAUGGUCUCCAAGUUCCACCUGCCGCGGUUCCACGUCGGUCCGCUCGCCGCCGCCGCCCCCCCCUCCAAGAUGCUCCAGGAAUACAGGCAGCUGGCCAAAGACCUCGAGUCAUCCGAGCUCUUCCAGACCCGCCCCUCCUUCUACCUCUCCAAGGCGCUCGUCAUCGCGGCCCUCUUCGCUCUAGUUGUCGCUGGCGUCACGCUGACGUCAUCGCCUUGGGUGCACCUCGCGAGCGGGCUCCUCCUGGGGUUGUUCUGGCAGCAGUGCGCGUUUGUGGGGCACGACACGGGGCAUCUCAGCAUCACGCGCACGCGCUCGCUCGACAAUCUGAUUGGCUUGUUUGUGGGGAACGUGUGCACUGGGAUUGGGAUCCUGUGGUGGAAGCGCACCCACAAUGUGCACCACAUCGCGUGCAACAACGUGCAGUACGACCCCGACAUCCAGCACAUCCCGCUCUUUGCGGUCUCGGAAAAGUACUUCGCCUCACUCUACUCGUUCUACCACAAGCGCCAGAUGAACUUUGACCGUGCCGCGCGCGUACUCGUCAGCUACCAGCACUGGACCUUCUACCCGAUCAUGGCUGUGGCCAGGUGGAAUCUGUGGGCGCAAACAUGGAUCCUUCUGCUGUCGGGGCCCCACACGCCCGACAAAACCGCAGAAAUUGCGGCGCUCAUGGUCUUCUACGGGUGGCUCGCAAGUCUCAUGUCCUUCAUCCCGAGCUGGCCCGUGCGCAUCGGUUUUCUCUGCGCGGCGGUCGCCCUGUCCGGUAUCCUUCAUGUCCAGAUCUGUCUGAGCCACUUCCCGAUGCCCGUCUAUGACGGCCACGUGGCAACCAAGGACUACGUCCAGAUGCAGCUGGACGGGACGAUGGACAUUGACUGCCCAACCUGGUUGGACUGGUUCCACGGGGGGCUCCAGUUCCAGGUGGAGCACCACCUGUUCCCGCGCCUGCCCCGCCACAACCUGCGCCGGGUCAAGGGGACCCUCCGCGCGUUCUGCAAGAAGCACGGCCUGCGCUACACCUCCGUUCCCUUCUGGGAGGCAAACCGGUUGAUCAUUAAGUGCCUGAGGCAGCACGCCCUUGAGGCACGUGAUUUGAGCAAACCCCUCCCGCCCGCAAACGAAAGCUUGCUUUGGGACGCCCUGAAUGCUCAGGGCUAGGCAUAGGUCUAGAGCACGGGGGAACAAGCCAUCCCUUUCGCAUAUUGUACUGUGGUUAGAUAUCGAGGUCUAGAGACUAGAGCACUUGGGAAGCUUGGGCCGUACGAGUUGGCUGGUGGGGCUAAGUUCAGUUCCGAGGGGGAAUUGCUGCCGUCAAAGCUCUCAGUCAGUAUUGAGGCAAGGUGCAUGUGGCUCAUGAGAGUUGCAUUGCUGCGAAUCGUAAUGAUUGGACAGUCGUCACAUUUAUGUGCUUUUGCGGGUGCUAGUACUCCCCAAGAUGAAGGUUGUAGCGAUGCGCAAUUUGGGUUUGUUGAGAGUAGAAAUUGUUCGAGGCUCAGCAAGUGAGCUGGAGGAAUUGAGCACUUUCAGGCCGCACCGCAUUCGUCGACGUAUGCUAAAGUUGUUUGACUUCGUUGCCAAUUGACAUUGUCGGAUCGACGAUCCAGGUCCCCCGUACCCUUUGUAGGACUUCAACUUGAUUCAUUAUUGAGCUUGAUAACUGACCCAUGCAAUUGUUACAGUCCGUCUUUUUGAAACUUUCAGGUGAAUGCAUUACUU